GAAAGAGUUCCAGCAGUUAAAUCUCCUAAAGUUGGUGGGCCAGGCCAUGGACGUACUACACCCUUUACUGCCGAAGUCCUGACUGAUGAGGAAGUGGAAUCCGCUAUCGCUGUGUUGAGACAUUCUGCUGAUGAGGAAACCAUCCGUGAAAAAAUGAAAACCACCUUCAGUUACCGCCAAGCAAUGGUCAAUGACCAUGACAAAUCUGCAGAGGUCUUCUCAGUUUUUCCACGGUUCCUGGACACACCAGGACUGGUAGAGCAGGAUUUCAGACUGAUGUUUGGCGAGCAGACUGCCAAUAAAUUCCUGGAGAGAUGGCCUACCACUUUCAGGGCAAGAGUCAUUAAGGAAAGCCAUGGACUGGUCCCCUCCACAGACCUUCUUGAUUUGAUGCACAAUGCUGAGACAUCCACUGAAGUUGAAAAUGGCUGGGACAGUGAUACGUCUGCCAUCAUACUGCUGCUACAUCUGCUACCGCCAUCCGCACAGGGACGCAAGAAGCCAGGGAAGAUAUCAGCAUCUAAUGCAGUGGAUCACCUCAUCAAAUUCCAAAAGACGGGAACAAGCCUGCAGCAGCAUCUAGACAACAUCACUGAAAGCCGUCAGCCCUACCUCCUUGCACAGGGACCCACAAAAAGCAGCAUUCACUCCUUCUUCAUUGCCAUCGACAAGCACGCACUUCCAUGCCAAGCCACCACCUCAGUCGGAGCCCUGGAUGAACUCUUCAAGGCCCACUUUGUCUUUGGUACAUCUUACAGUCCUGCCUUGAACAACUUUUUCACUUUUCUCCAAACUUCCAUUUACAACAUUGAUGUAGGGAAAACUAAGGAAACGCCAAGAAUUGCAGAGUUACGAGCUAGAAUGGUGCGUUAGACUCAAUUAAAGGAUAACUUAAGCCACUAUCAACAUGCAGCUGUAAUGCUCACACUACCCUGGA
Messenger RNA from Engraulis encrasicolus (European anchovy), 937 nucleotides. RefSeq lists its product as uncharacterized. The coding region runs from base 154 to 873 and encodes 239 amino acids. The record is from RefSeq and is a predicted model, not a curated record. NCBI's taxonomy places the organism in Eukaryota, Metazoa, Chordata, Actinopteri, Clupeiformes, Engraulidae. The transcript has 5 exons.